CCCUCCCCAGAGAAGAGUGUCUCGCUCCUCGCGGGGCUCCCGGCCCCCGCUCCUUCCCUGCCCACCUACUGUGAGAGGCAGCUCCUCCCACCUGCCCAUAAAAGCCAAGUGCAUGUUACCGGCAGCGGGAGCCGAGCACUUCCCCGGCCCUCUCCUGCGGGAGCCCCGAGCCUCUCCUGGACCUUACGUGCUCAAGAAGCUGUUCUGAAAGUGAAACAGCCACUGCUGAAGAGACAGAAAUCAACCCCAGUCGUGUCACACGAAAGAACAAGUAAGGACACAGGUCGUGGAUUCCGCAGGCCAGCCAAGCCUGAAGGUGAUGGCUGCGCCGUCUGCCCCUCCACAGCUGCUGGGAGUGCUGCUUACCCUUUCUCUGGGCUCCGUCCGGCUCAUCCAGGCUGGUGCCUACUAUGGAAUCAAGCCACUGCCGCCUCAAAUUCCUCCUCAGAUCCCACCACAAAUUCCGCAAUACCAGCCCUUGGGCCAGCAAGUACCUCACAUGCCUUUGGGCAAAGAUGGCCUUACCUUGGGUAAGGAGCUGCCCCACAUGCAUUAUGGCAAAGAGUAUCCACACUUACCCCAAUACAUGAAGGAGAUUCAGCCGGUCCCAAGAGUGAGCAAGGAAGCAGCACCCAAGAAAGGCAAAGUAGAAAUACCAUUAGCCAGUUUACGAGGGGAGCAAGGUCCCCGUGGAGAACCUGGCCCCAGAGGACCACCGGGGCCCCCCGGUUUACCAGGUCAUGGGAUACCUGGGACCAAAGGAAAACCAGGGCCACAAGGAUAUCCAGGAAUUGGAAAGCCAGGUAUGCCUGGAAUGCCAGGAAAGCCAGGAGCCAUGGGAAUGCCUGGGGCAAAAGGUGAAAUUGGACCCAAAGGAGAGAUUGGGCUUAUGGGGAUCCCAGGACCCCAAGGGCCUCCAGGACCUCAUGGACUUCCUGGCAUUGGGAAGCCAGGUGGGCCAGGGUUACCGGGACAACCGGGUGCAAAGGGUGAGCGAGGACCCAAAGGACUACCAGGACCUCCAGGCCUUCAGGGUCCUAAAGGAGAGAAGGGCUUCGGGAUGCCAGGUUUGCCAGGCCUGAAGGGUCCUCCAGGGAUGCAUGGCCCUCCUGGACCUGUUGGACUUCCAGGAGUAGGCAAACCAGGAGUGACAGGCUUCCCUGGGCCCCAGGGUCCCCUGGGAAAGCCAGGUCCUCCAGGCGAACGAGGGCCACAAGGCCCUAUUGGGAUCCCAGGGGUUCAAGGGCCUCCUGGGAUGCCUGGAGUUGGGAAACCAGGCCAGGAUGGGAUCCCUGGCCAGCCAGGAUUUCCAGGUGGUAAAGGGGAGCAAGGACUUCCAGGGCUGCCAGGACCCCCCGGCCUUCCAGGGGUCGGGAAACCAGGCUUCCCUGGACCAAAAGGUGAAAGGGGCAUAGGGGGUCUUCCUGGAGCUCUGGGACCAAGAGGGGAGAAAGGACCAGUAGGUGCUCCUGGAAUGGGGGGUCCCCCAGGAGAGUCAGGCCUGCCUGGAAUCCCAGGUCCUAUGGGUCCUCCAGGUGCUAUUGGUUUUCCCGGACCCAAAGGAGAAGGUGGAGUUGUGGGGCCACAGGGACCACCAGGUCCCAAGGGUGAGCCAGGGCUUCAAGGUUUCCCAGGAAAGCCAGGCUUCCUUGGGGAAGUGGGGCCCCCUGGCAUGAGGGGUUUGCCAGGUCCUAUAGGGCCAAAGGGGGAAGCUGGGCUCAAAGGUUUGCCAGGGCUCCCAGGUGUGCCAGGGCUGCUUGGACCAAAGGGAGAACCAGGAAUCCCAGGAGGUCAGGGCUUGCAGGGCCCCCCAGGCAUCCCAGGGAUUGCAGGCCCUAGUGGCCCUAUUGGACCACCUGGCAUCCCAGGUCCCAAAGGGGAACCAGGCCUCCCAGGGCCCCCUGGGUUCCCUGGAGUAGGGAAGCCGGGAGUGGCAGGACUUCAUGGCCCCCCAGGAAAGCCCGGUGCCCUGGGUCCUCAAGGUCAGCCUGGCCUUCCUGGGCCCCCAGGCCCUCCAGGGCCCCCAGGGCCCCCAGCCGUGAUGCCCCCUACACCACCACCCCAUGGAGAGUAUCUGCCGGAUAUGGGGCUGGGAAUUGAAGGGGUGAAACCCCCCCAUGCCUAUGGAGCUAAGAAAGGCAAGAACGGAGGGCCCACCUACGAGAUGCCUGCAUUUACCGCGGAGCUGACUGCGCCUUUCCCACCCGUGGGGGCCCCCGUGAAGUUCGACAAACUGCUCUAUAACGGCAGACAGAACUACAACCCGCAGACGGGCGUCUUCACCUGCGAGGUCCCCGGGGUCUACUACUUCGCAUAUCAUGUUCACUGCAAGGGCGGCAACGUGUGGGUUGCUCUGUUCAAGAACAACGAGCCCAUGAUGUACACGUACGACGAGUACAAAAAGGGCUUUCUGGACCAGGCGUCUGGCAGCGCCGUGCUUCUGCUCAGGCCCGGAGACCGCGUGUUCCUCCAGAUGCCCUCUGAACAGGCGGCGGGACUGUACGCCGGCCAGUACGUCCAUUCCUCCUUUUCAGGAUAUUUAUUGUAUCCCAUGUAAAAAAGAAACGAAAGAGAUAUUUAACAGAAGAAAAGAAAAUGACAUGCCAAAAAAAUUCCAAAUGAAACAUAAUUGCUUCAAAACAUUUAUAUAGUUGGAAAGUUAUAUUUAAGUGAAAAUUUGAACCAUCAUGUACAAAUAAAGACUAAGAUGCAUGUUUAAUGCUCUGCACAGCAGCUUGUAACUGAAAAUGAUGGGAUAGAUUUAUGUAUCUAAUACUGACACUUGUGUGGUACCCACUGGAAUCAUUUUAGCUGAUGUAUGUUACAUGCUUCCAUGAUGACCUACUUAUUCAGAUCAGGAAAAAUAUGUCAGUACGAAAGAUCAUAGCUAGUGAAAGUCACUCAUUCACAUUGAUUACGCUAAAAGAUUUAUAAAUGUGGCUUAAAGAAAUGUCAGUUAUAACAAUUUCAUACCGUAUUUACUUGCAUAGUUUCCUCUGUGUUUGUGCAGAUAUUUUGUCAUGCACAUGGGGGAGGAGUUCUGCAGUGUUACUGCCCCGGCAGGAGGGAGCCAGGAACCCUAUCGUAGCGGAGGCUGUGUCUUUUAACAAGAGUCCUACUCAGAAUUGUGGGUCUUGUGUCUCUAGAAGAACCGGUGAACCAGUCAACUGUUGUGUAUUUACUGUUCAGUGCUUCUCUCUGCCUAGCACUGGAUGAGGCACUUUUUUGUGGGGCUCAGACAGUACCCACAAAGAGCUAAGAAACUACCUGGAAGACAUGAGCAGAAAUUAGUUCACUUAUUCCUCAAGGGUUCUUUUGGUUUUUUGGGGGAGAAUUUUUUUCCUCCCUCCUUGUAAUUUCUGCUAUGACCCAACUAAUAUAAACACCUGGAAGUCAUAAGAAAAAGGUAGUAACCCUCUCACCCAUAAGUUUCCUGGUUUGUGGAAUGUUCACUAGCAAUAGCAGUUAGUAAUUAUAUUUGCACGCAUAUAAAAAUCCUCCUUUUUUGCCUAAACAAAUGAUUACAAUGAGGUUUCACCCAUGAAGAAGAUACUAAUUUUUUAAAUAGCUGUUGAAUUUUGAAGAAAUGUCCCUGUGUAGUACAAGUGCAAAUUGUUGUGUCAUCUGAUGUUCCAAAGUCAAUUUCCAAAACCCAAGCCAUCCUUUAUUGGGGGGAGGGGGCAAGGGGAGAGUUUCAGAAUUACAUAGGAAAAUAAAAUUUUUGAAAAAGCAAUUUCUGAAGUUUUAAAGUUUAAAACAGUGGCACUACUAGUAGUAGAAGCACUACUUCCUGGUAUAGAUAUUAAAAUUGUAGGGAAAGAACUUUCUUCAGAAGCAGCCUGUGGAAGAGCUAAUGUCAAAGGGCAAUGACAGCCCGUGCUUUUUAUGUCACCUCAUACUCAGCACAAGUCAAAAGUCAAUACAAGUUUAGGGGAAAAAUAAACAUAUUUCCAGAUUUUCACUUAAGUACAUACUAACUGCUUUGGGGCAUUCAAAUCUGGUCUCAAAAUACAGACAAAGCAUUUCAAGUCAGCUGUGAGUCCGCUGCUGACAAUAUAAGCCCCUGGGGGAAAUAAUGUGGGUUAUGGCUGUAGACUCUUGUAUCUUUUCCUCAAAAUUAAGAGACGCUGAAGAAAUACAUACACAGGGGAAAAUACACAAAUAAAUACGGUAUAAACACACGUGGAAAUGUAUCUAAGUGAAAUCUGAGUCAUUUCAGCCAUCAAGAAAAUUCUCAACCUAAUAUCUCUUUUCCCGUAUAUGGUUUACAAGUACUGUAUUUCUUCUCAAUUUCUUAAAAAGAGAAAUGAGUUCAUUCUUACAGGGUUUCUUAUUCACUGCUAAUUACAUAACAAACUUUUCCCGUGAAAAAGAUGUCCUACCUUUCAUUUUCAAAGCAGAUAGCAUUUAUGUGGCCAAAUAUCCAACAGGUUGGCCUUAAAGAUGCUGGUGGAGGGCUGAUGGCCAUGGGGACAACAGGAAUCCACUGGGCUCCUGCUGCUGCAUAGUUGCAUUGACAUGGCUUGGAAGCAAGUCAGAUCAGCUCAUUUGUAAAACUGUAUUUAUCUGUACAUGUAUGGGCUCCUUAUUUCCACCAAGUAAGAGAGAAAGUACCUCUUUAGUUAAAAUUUCACUUUUCAAAAUACCUUCCAACUUAUUUAUUGGUUGUUACUCAAUUUCAUAUAUAUAUAUAUAUAUAUAUACAUACAGAUAUAUAUGUGUGUGUGUGUGUGUGUGUGUGCGCGCGCAUGUAUGUGUGUGUAUUAUCAGGCAUAUGCUUCUAACUUUCAGAUAGGGGAGGAGCAAAAUCUAUGCCAUAAACUGUGUAUUCUACAAUGGUGCUAAUCUCAGAGCAAUAUAAAUUACUCCAUUUAAUUUAAAAAAGAGUUUUAAAUAAUUAUCUAUGUGUCUGUGUGUUCCCUUUUGAGUGUUGCACAUCAUGCUAACACACUAGUUGUAAAAGCAAAUGAAACAACCCCAUGUUUUGAAAUUCUAGAUAUCCCUAUUUAAUUCAAAAUUAUCUAGAACUAUUCCACGUGAAAUGGACUAAACUGGCAUUAUUGACAUUUAAAUACAGAGUUCUAAUGCAGUACAACAUCCCACAGGGGAAAAGAGCAUCUGUAGUGGGUGACUGCUCUCAAAUAUUUUACAGAAGACCAUGAACGGUGAACAGACUGGUAACCUUUUUGAGUUUCCAUGAUAGAUUUGAGAAUUGUCAAUAGCAAAUCAUUUUUGUAUUUAAAUUUUUGUACCUAUUUGAAAAAAAGUCUUAUUAAAUAUCUUUAAAAGUAUGUUUCUCAUCUUCUUCAUAUCACUCAGCUGACACUGAGCCUCAUAACUUUUUUUAUCCCCCAACAUACAAAUGAGCUGCUGAAACAGAGACCUAAAACAAACACAGCUUAAUCAAGGUAAUGAUUUCUCUUUGACAUAACAGCUCUGCAUAUAAGCAGUCUAAGGCUCAUAUAGUAGCUCCAGUCAGGGCCUCAGAUUCCUUCUGUCUUGUUCCUCUUCCACCCUAAAAAAGGUGUUUCCCUCAUCUCCAAGGUCCAGGACAGCUAACCACCACAGUCACAUUCCAGCCAGCAGGGAGGUGAAAAUAUCAGGAAGGGAAGGGCACGAUCCCUUCUUCAGAGAGAUUCAACCCUGCAGUCAUUUAGAUCCCCACCUCCCACAUUCCAUAGGGCUGAAUUUAGUCACUCUGCCACAGCAAGUUGCAAGAGAGUAUGGAAAAUUGAGUAUUUAUUCAGGGUAACCACAUGCCCAGCUAAAAAUCACAGGUGCUCUUAACAUGGAAGAAGGGGAUAUUAGGGGACAAUUCAUUGGGUCUGUCGCAUCCAUCUUCAAAGAAAAAAAACUGCCACAGAUCUCUCUUCUCCCACAAGAAAGCAUCUUCAAAUAUCCUAUUCUACUUCACUCUGCCACAAUGACACCAAAUAGUUUGAGGGCAGAUAGUGGUGAGUAGAGCUACAGAGCAGCAGCAGACCUGUUUCAAGAAUCUAAGGGUAGAUUCUGGUAAGGAAAGAAUUCCUUUGUGAAGACUUAUCAAGCUCAGAAUGAUCAUGUCUAGAAUAUUAUAAAGGGAUUGUUCAAAUCAUUCAAUGAACAAGUAUGUAGCACCAGUCUGUGGCUGACUCACUUGCUUAAACCACCAGUCUGAAGCUCAAGACCACAGCUUCCAUUCCCAUAUAGUGCAAUUUGUUCUAUUUCAUUCCGUGGUCAAAGACUCUUCCACAACACAAACAAGUCAUCUUGUAUGCACACUUUUGGUCACAAAGGAAAUGGAAAAAUGGAUACAGGAGACAUUGGUAAGGAGAAGUGAAUGGUUGGAAUCCAGAAUACUGGACAAGCAGGGAAAAUCCAUCAUUACAAUGAGUCUACAACAUACCUUUACAUUAAACAAAACCCAGACUAGCCCUACUUUGCAUGUGCUGCUACUAGGCAAUGUAAAGGAUACAAAAGCAACUGAAAACAUGACCCUUCACCUAAAAAAAAAGCAUCUUCUGCUUGGAGGAUAUCAAGAUGUUUGUUAAACAAGAAAUUGAUUUCCAGGUCAUACACAAGUAAGUGCAGGGUGGUAUGGUGCUGACUGAAGGCUGACUAGACUAAGUGCACACUAGCGAAUUUCAGAAAGAGAAAGUCCAUUCCAUGCUGCUCCCUUCCUGGAAAUGCUCCAAUUUGUCUGUGCAUAGUUCCUCCUCACCCCUCAGAACACAGGUCAAGCAUCACCUCCCUUCCCAACUGCUCAGAUUUAGUCCCUUUCUCCCACCAUUUGAUCACCCUGCCAAUACAGUGUCUGUCUGUCCCUUCACCUUUCCUGCUCUGUAACUGAGUCGCUUCUGUCUCCCCUCUUCAAGACAGUGUAAGCUUCCUGAGAGCAGGCACGUCGUUUCAUCUCUGCAUUCCCUGUCCAUCACAGAGUGCUGGGCUACUACCAGGCUGGAGGGAAGAGUGAAUCUCUCAAGGCUGCAGCGCUAAACUCAACACGGGGUAGUAACUGAAUCUGGCUCUGGGAUUCCAAGAUUCUACAGAAGAUUAUAUAUAUUUUGACAUUAUUUAGAGGCUCUCUGUGAGAUGAAACCUAACCUCAGUUUUUUG
Manis pentadactyla (Chinese pangolin) is the source of this 7095-nucleotide messenger RNA. RefSeq names its product collagen type VIII alpha 1 chain (gene COL8A1). Lineage: Eukaryota; Metazoa; Chordata; Mammalia; Pholidota; Manidae. The record is from RefSeq and is a predicted model, not a curated record. The coding region runs from base 320 to 2557 and encodes 745 amino acids. Gene Ontology annotation, molecular function: protein binding. The transcript has 4 exons.